GUCUCAACCAGAACAAUGAAAUACAGUUCAGCCCUGCUGCUGCUGCUGCUGCCUCUCCUGGGGACAUGCUCAUUUUACCGCUAUCAAAAUGUGGCUUUGCGUGGCAGAGCGACUCAGUCAAAGCGCUUAGAGGGAUCGCAAGAUGCGUAUGGCGCCGCCUACAACGCCAUUGAUGGAAACCGUGAGUCUGCGUUAUUGUCCGGAUCAUGCUCCCACACUGCAAGCCAAACCAAUCCCUGGUGGAGGGUGGACCUGCUGGAGUCCUACAUCGUCACCUCCGUCAUCAUCACCAACAGAGGAGACUGCUGUGCAGAAAGGAUCAACGGGGCAGAGAUUCGCAUUGGCAACUCUGUACAAUACAAUGGUGUUACAAACCCACUGUGUGGUAUAAUUAAUCAGAUCCCAGCAGGAAAGUCUUUCAGAAUGUUUUUUGCCAGACGUGUGGAGGGACGUUAUGUGACCGUGGUUCUACCUGGUGUAGACAAGACGCUCACACUCUGCGAAGUGGAAGUCUACGGUUACCGUUCCCCAACUGGAGAGAACCUGGCAAUCCAAGGAAAAGCUACGCAGUCAUCACUGUAUUCUACAGGCAUCGCAUAUAAUGCCAUAGAUGGGAAUCGUGGCACCAACUGGGAUCAGGCUUCUUGCACUCACACAAACUAUAACUUAAAUGCCUGGUGGCGAGUGGACCUGGGCAAAACCUUUAAGGUGUUCUCUGUUACCAUAACAAACAGAGAUACUUACCCACAAAGACUCAAUGGAGCGGAGAUCCGCAUUGGAAACUCUAUUUCAAACUUCGGCAACGACAAUCCCAAGUGUGCUACUAUCUCAAGCAUGCCCGCAAGUUUCACCCAAACCUUCGAGUGUAAAGGGAUGGAUGGUCGCUACGUUAACAUCGUCGUUCCUGGAAGAAGCGAGUACCUGACCCUGUGUGAGGUGGAGGUGUAUGGCCUUCUGCAAUGGGGUUUGGAAGAUUUUUUUUUAUCUCUUCUGUUGAACCAUCAGACUCCAGGGAGAAAGUUUUGCUCUGUCAGAGUCUCCAGAAUGAUGAAAGUCAGUGUUGUCCUCCUGCUGCUCCUCGUGUGGACACGCUCAGUUUCCACUUAUGAGAAUGUGGCCCUGCGCGGGAAAGCGACCCAGUCAGACCGUUACGAGCACAUAUUUGGAUCUGCCGAAAGCGCCAUCGAUGGAAACCGUGACUCGACAUUUGCGGCGGGGUCGUGCACCCACACCGACGAACACACCAACCCCUGGUGGAGGGUGGACCUGCUGGAGUCCUACAUCGUCACCUCCGUCAUCAUCACCAACAGAGGAGACUGCUGUGAACACAGAAUCAACGGGCUGGAGAUCCACAUAGGAAACUCACUACAAAAUGACGGUUUAUUAAACCCAAUUGUUGGUUCAAUUCCCGUCAUGGGUGCAGGCGUGUCGUCCACUGUGGAGUUCACUGAUCGUGUGGAGGGACGUUACGUGAUUGUGGCUCUACCAGGUUCAAAGAGGAUGCUCACACUCUGCGAAGUGGAAGUCUACGGGUACCGUGCCCCGACUGGAGAGAACCUGGCAGUCCGAGGAAAAGCCGCACAGUCGUCUGUGUAUUCGUCUGGCUUUGCUUAUAAUGCCAUAGAUGGGAAUCGUGACAGCAACUGGGAGCAGGGUUCCUGCACUCACACGAAGAAUAACAUCAGCCCCUGGUGGCGACUGGACCUGGGCAAAACCCACAAAGUGUUCUCCGUCAACAUAACAAACAGGAAUGAAAACCCAGAACGACUCCACGGGGCCGAGAUCCGCAUCGGAGACUCUCUUGAAAACAACGGCAACAACAACACCAGGUGUGCUGUGAUCAUGAGCAUCCCGCCAGGUCACGUUGCCGAGUUCCAUUGUAACGGCAUGGACGGUCGCUACGUCAACGUGGUCAUCCCCGACAGAGAGGAGUUCCUCAGUCUGUGUGAGGUGGAGGUGAUUGGAUCCAGGCUGGAUUACGAUGAGAUGUUCUGGCCUACACAGGAGCUCAUCCUGUCAGCUGAAGAAGAGCUGAAUAACUGGACCUCAGGGAUCAAAACAUUUGUUGUCACCAGGAAUCAGGAAACUAUGAAGCACGCCGUAGUUCUCCUUUUGCUGCUGUUCUUGCGGACGUGCUCGGCUUAUUCUUAUCAAAAUGUGGCUUUGCGUGGCAAAGCGACUCAGUCGCACCGCUUCGAGGGACUGAAGGAUGUUUUCGCGGCUGCCUACAACGCCAUUGAUGGAAACCGUGACUCCAGUUUCACAGCUGGUUCAUGUUCCCAUACUAUAACACAAGCCAAUCCCUGGUGGAGGGUGGACCUGCUGGAGUCCUACAUCGUCACCUCCGUCAUCAUCACCAACAGAGGAGACUGCUGUGCAGAAAGGAUCAAUGGGGCAGAGAUUCACAUCGGCAACUCGUUACAGGACAAUGGUGCUGCAAACCCAGUGGUUGGUGUAAUCUCUGAAAUCCCUGCAGGGAGCUCACACACUCUGACUUUCACCAGUCAAGCAGAAGGACGUUAUGUGACUGUGCGUCUACCUGGUUCAGACAGGGUUCUUACACUCUGUGAAGUGGAGGUUUAUGGGUAUCGUGCCCCAACUGGAGAGAACCUGGCACUCCAAGGGAAAGCCACACAGAAAUCAGUGUUUGGAUAUGGCUUGGCAUACAAUGCCAUCGAUGGGAAUCGCGCCGCCAAGUGGGAAGACGCCUCCUGCGCUCACACAGAUUACCGCUACAACCCGUGGUGGCGACUGGAUCUGCGCAAAACCCACAUGGUGUUUUCUGUUAAGAUAGUCAACCGAGAUGUCUUUGCAGAACGACUCAAUGGAGCCGAGAUCCGCAUCGGAGAUUCUCUUGACAACGACGGCAACAACAAUCCCAGGUGCGCUGUGAUCUCACACAUCCCGCCAGGUGCUGUUCAUGAAUUCCAGUGUCAUGGGAUGGACGGUCGCUACGUGAACGUGGUCAUCCCUGAAAGAGGCGAAUACUUGACCCUGUGCGAGGUGGAGGUUUACGGCUCUGUCCUGGAUUAG
Molecule: messenger RNA, 3033 nt
Organism: Seriola dumerili (greater amberjack)
Lineage: Eukaryota; Metazoa; Chordata; Actinopteri; Carangiformes; Carangidae
Exons: 19
Coding region: 16-3033 (1005 amino acids)
Source: RefSeq, a predicted model, not a curated record